CCAAGCAAUUUUCCGGUGUACAGCUCUGAAUAGCUUGGAAAAUACACAUAAUUAUUUCCAUAAACCCGUGAGGUGGCAUCGCGACAGCGGCUAACACAAUCAGAUAUUGCGAAAUGAUCUUCCUUCAAGUGGCUGGUCUGUAUCUGUUCACACUACUUGUCACGAUACCCGGAUGUACUUCCACGAAAAUGCAUUUCCUCGGUCACAUGAUCAAGGAAAUGGAAGAUGAAUAUCGAAGAUCAUGUAUCACUGAAGAUCACCAAUCAAUGCUGGAUCUCUGCAGAUCAACAGGAGGUGACACUCUCGGGCUAGCCACUCGCAUACAACGAGUGCCUCAGUAUUCUGUCUGCACUCUCAAGAAACGCGUUGAUAGAUGUGCCUGGUGCUUAAAUGGGACAUGGAAUCUUGCAUCAUGUGAAAAGGGCAGAAGAAGGAAGAAAAGAUCGUUUUGGUUCCUGGAUGAUUCCAUCAGCGAUUGUUCCUUGUUUUGUCAGAGGCGACAACCAGGGCUUCUCGGGUUUAUCUCUCCGACAUUUUCAAGCUGCACAUCGCCAAAGACGCCAUUUUAUGUGAAAGGAGGACGGACAACCACUCGCGUCACGUGGACAGUACCUGUAGCACAUGAUGGUCAAGGAAAGAGUGUCAG
Haliotis rubra (blacklip abalone) is the source of this 646-nucleotide messenger RNA. RefSeq lists its product as uncharacterized. The annotation marks the transcript as partial. Lineage: Eukaryota; Metazoa; Mollusca; Gastropoda; Lepetellida; Haliotidae. The transcript has 5 exons. The record is from RefSeq and is a predicted model, not a curated record.